Messenger RNA from Coccinella septempunctata (seven-spotted ladybird), 1176 nucleotides. RefSeq lists its product as uncharacterized. Lineage: Eukaryota; Metazoa; Arthropoda; Insecta; Coleoptera; Coccinellidae. The transcript is spliced from 6 exons. Bases 1 to 1176 code for a protein of 391 amino acids. The record is from RefSeq and is a predicted model, not a curated record.
AUGAAUCAAUCUGAUUAUUCAUUGUUUGACAUCUUCGGAAUAACUUCAGAACUUCAGCCAUCACCACAACAACUCAGCAAUGAGGAAUUGGAAAUGAUUUUGCGUCUGGAAGAAACCAAAAGCUUUGCUGAAUCGAACAAUAUCAAUCAACCUGAUUUUUCCUUGUCUAAUAAACACGGAGUGAGUUUCGAAUCAGAGCAAUCAUUUUCCCAACACUGCGAAAAGGUUUUGUGUUCGGAAAAAGCCAAAGUCUCUUCCGCAUCGAACAACUUCGACAACUUCGGAAUGAUUCAUGGUCAACUCACUGAUGUCGAAUUUGAAAGGAUUUUGGGAUUGGGUGAAUCAAAUGUCUCUGCCGAAUCGGCCACGCUGAUAAAUCGAUCUCAUUCCGACCAAUAUAUGACGGAUUGGAAUUCGCUUUUUGAGCAGGAGCCAAUAAAAAUAGAUGAUAUGUUUAAUGGACAUAGUUCCCAUCAAGCACCGGACACUCAACUCCAAAAUUCGAUUAUUUCACCAGAUUCGGGCAUCUGUGAUGAAGGAUUAGCGGAAUCCGAUUCAUCUUCAUCAAUUCCACCUACCUAUUCCCAAAUUUUCGAAGUGAAAGAUCAAUGUUUACAACAGAAGGAAUGUUACCGAACAUCGGUACCCAAGUCCACACCCUACGUCUUCAAAACGAAUUCGGGUUUAUGGAAAAAUCGCAAUUACGAAAUAGUUGAAAGUGUGAGGCCAACAAGUAUGAUACCAAAAAGUGACGUUAUCAAGCCAAAAGUGAGAAUAAGAGAAGGUGUCCGGAAACUGCAAAAACAGAAGGUAUUCAAGUGUUCCAAAUGCGAAUUCUCUUCAUACUUCAGGGAUAUUCUGGACCAGCAUAUCCACAGAACACAUUUACAACCAAAUCAAGAAUGCAAGCAGAUACAAUCGAAUGAACGUGUUAAUUUUACUAUCAACGGAAAAGAAAAAGCACCCCAUUCCUCUGUUGCUAAUAGGGCGUCUAUAAGGAGUAAGAAAUUUACCUGCACAGAUUGUUCAUUUCCGACGACAGAUUUGAGAAUAUUUCUGAAUCACAUAUUUGUGAUACAUAAGUACCGCUGGUACAAAUGUCCAAUCUGCCGUAAACUCACAGAAAAAGAUAAUUCAACCGAGACGAGAAAAAAAAUACAGGUACAAGUCGGAUGA